Molecule: messenger RNA, 1642 nt
Organism: Grammomys surdaster
Lineage: Eukaryota; Metazoa; Chordata; Mammalia; Rodentia; Muridae
Product: mucin-3B-like
Exons: 8
Coding region: 102-1574 (490 amino acids)
Source: RefSeq, a predicted model, not a curated record
ACAACCACACCAACAACAUCGUCUGUCAACACAGUGAUGACGUCUGCAUCCAACAUGGCUACCUCAAUGACCACCGGACGUGUAACAUCGCCACCAAACUGAUGCUAACGACGACUAAACCACCCUCUGCCUUCUCCCUGGGCUCCAGUACAGACACUACAGUCUCCUCUGUAGUGACAUCCUUUCCACCGUCUUCAACAACCAGAACGUCUCCAGCCACCUUGCCACUGACCACAGCUCAUACCGAAUCAACCCCUUUCUCUUAUAUCUCUCUUCCUUCCACUACACCCUGUCCAGAAACCAUCACCAUCACCAUAGUCCCCAGCUCUCCCCUGACUCCGUGUGUUGACGUCAAUCCCAGUACCGGAGCGACAUCUGCUCCCAUCACCUCAUUCUCCGUCUUUCCCUCCACCACCCACAUGGUUACCUCUUCCGGUUCUACCAGUGAAAGAACAUUUCUCCCUCCACAUUUGGAUACCUCUUCCAUGACACCGGAAACGGGGCCCUCAGACACUGAUGCUCCUAGCUCAACGGACCCUAGAACAAUAGUUAUAGACACAGUCUUCAGCAGCACCUCAACAUCCACCGGGGACAAGUGGUUCAAUGUCACCUAUAUCGUCACCCCAAAUACACCUGGCUCAAUCAGUGUCUCCUCAACCCCGAAACCAAGCAACAGCUUCCCAACUACCACAGCUUCAAGCAAGGUGACCACAAAGAUGCCGGAGACUUCGGUGGCCACCGUGAGGUCUCCUUCCACCCUUACAUCACCACCAUCAACUUCAACCUCUACUCAGAGGACUACAGCAGCGAGCUUGGCCGCGACCCCAGGCAUUUGUGACAAUGGUGGCACCUGGGAGCAGGACCGCUGCAUUUGCCCUCCUGGUUUCUCUGGAGACUACUGUCAAGAUCUGGAUAACAGAUGCCAGAAUGGAGGUUCAUGGGAUGGCCUCAGGUGUGUCUGCCCCAGCACCUUCCAUGGGUCUCUCUGUGAGUUUCCAGUGGAGCAGCUAGACAUAGACACAGUGGAGACCGAAGUGGGCAUGGAGGUAUCUGUGGAGCAGGAAUUCUCUCCGGACCUCGAAGACAACACUUCCAAGGCCUACAGAGACUUCAGCAGUGCCUUCCAGGGUCAGAUGCGGAAGAUUUACCAGACUAUUCAAGGCUUCCAGGGUGUGGAAAUCCUGACCUUGAGGAGGGGCAGCAUUGUGGUAGAUUACCGGGUCCUGCUGAGGCUGUCCUUCAGCCCUCAGCUGAAGAGCGACUUUGAGAAGGUGAAGACAGCGCUGAAGGAGGAGCUGCAGAGUGCCAGUCAAGAUGGUGACAGCUGUCAGGACAACCAGACACUGUGUUUUAAGUCCGACUCCAUCAAGGUGAACAAUCGCCCUGAGAAAGAGCUGACCCCAGAAGCCAUCUGUCACCGAACUGCCCCCAAGGGCUUUGAGGAACACUUCUUUCCUUUGGUGGAGCUGAGCAGGCUCCGCUGUGUCACCAAUUGCACACCUGGAGUGAAUGGCACCAUCAAUUGCAACCAGGGACAGUGUUUUCUGCAGAAGAGCGGUCCAACCUGUCGGUGAGGUCCCGCCCCACGCCGUAGGCCACGCCCACUCGCCCAAGUGGUCUCCCAGUGCCACGCCCACCACUU